This is a messenger RNA of Dichotomopilus funicola, 2856 nucleotides long. RefSeq names its product dipeptidyl peptidase IV N-terminal region-domain-containing protein. The record is from RefSeq and is a predicted model, not a curated record. NCBI's taxonomy places the organism in Eukaryota, Fungi, Ascomycota, Sordariomycetes, Sordariales, Chaetomiaceae. Gene Ontology annotation, molecular function: serine-type peptidase activity; dipeptidyl-peptidase activity. The coding region runs from base 1 to 2856 and encodes 951 amino acids. The transcript has 2 exons. Gene Ontology annotation, cellular component: plasma membrane. Gene Ontology annotation, biological process: proteolysis.
AUGGCUCCUCCCUAUCGAGACGACCCGUUCGGCUCUCCCAAUCCGAACGACAACGACGAGGUCAGCCGAGAUCGUCGAACGCGAAGCCAGAGCAGAUCGAGAAUGUCGCACGAGUCUGGGUCCUCCGUUUCCACCACUAGUAUCGUCUUCGACCGCAUUGGCGAACGCGUUGCUGCUGAGAAGGCGGCUGCUUAUGAGAAGCAGCAACGCCGCAGUCGCGGAGACAAUGACGAUGAUGAGGACGAUGACGACGACGAAGAGCUGAAAGACGAGCUGAACACCGAUGACCUCGAGACGGGCCCCUUCCUCGGCAAUAACACCGGCAGCUCUGCCCAACAUGCGGCCAACAAGAAGAAGAAUAAGAAUGGGGCUGGUGGUAAAGGCAAGGGCAUGGACCGUGGGAUGCGCCGGGUGCUCCUCAUCACAGCCGGUCUGCUAGUCGCUGCGUGGGUCGCCGGCCUCGUUGUCUACGUCGCGUCCAAGUCGUACAAGCCCGCCUCCGCGACGGCGCACGAUCCGCAGGCGACCGUGGUAAGAGGCUCGGGCAAGGCUGUCACGCUGGAUCAGGUCAUGGGCAGCUUUUGGCAUCCUGAGGUACAUUCCAUUCGGUGGAUUGCCGGGCCGAAUGGUGAGGAUGGGUUGUUGGUGGAGAAGGAUGCGGGCGAGAAGGGGUACCUGGUUGUGGAGGAUGUGCGGUCGCAGAAUGUAGAGAGUGCCAAUGCCGCGGGCGUGCAGGUGGCGGAAUCGAGGGUGUUGAUGAAGAAGGGGGACUUCGCGUAUGGGGAGAAGAACUAUAAUGUUCAGACGACCGCGCUGAGUCGGGACUUGCAGCGGGUGCUGCUGGGUACCAAUGUGGAAUCGAAUUGGCGCCACUCGACGUAUGCGACGUACUGGAUUUUCGAUGUCGAGUCGCAAACUGCUGAGCCCCUCGUUCCGGGGGAGCCCGAAGCGCGGAUCCAGCUGGCCCAGUGGAACCCCGCGGGUGAUGGGGUGGCGUUUACUAGGGACAAUAACUUGUUCCUGCGCAAGGCCGGCUCGGACCAGGUGAUUCAGAUCACCAAAGACGGCGGCUCGGAGGUGUUCAACGGUGUGCCGGACUGGGUCUACGAGGAAGAGGUGUUCUCCGGGUCCAGUGCGACGUGGUGGUCCGAGGACAGCAACUACAUUGCCUUCUUACGGACCAACGAGACCGGCGUGCCCGAGUACCCUGUGCAGUACUUCCUCUCGCGGCCUAGCGGGACGCAGGCCGUCGACGGCGAGGAGUCGUAUCCCGAGGUCAGGAACAUCAAGUACCCCAAAGCGGGCGCACACAACCCUGUCGUCGAGCUCAAGUUCUACGACGUAACGCGCGGCGAUGUCUUCUCGGUCGAUAUCUCGGGAGGGUUCGCGGAUGACGACCGCCUCAUCACAGAGGUUGUCUGGGCUGGCAGCCAAGUGCUGGUGAAGGAGACGAACAGGGUCAGCGAUGUCAUGCGUGUUGUGUUGGUGGAUGUGGCCGCCCGCGCUGGCAAGACGGUCAGGACGACAGACGUCAAGGCCAUUGAUGGUGGCUGGUUUGAGAUUACCCACCAGACCAAGCACAUCCCUGCCGACCCGGCCAAGAGCCGUGAACAUGACGGCUACAUUGACCUCAUCAUCCACGGCGAUGGUAACCAUUUGGCGUAUUUCACGCCGCUGGAUAACCCCGACCCUGUGAUGCUCACGUCGGGCGACUGGGAAGUUGUCGACUCUCCGUAUUCUGUGGACUUGGACCAGAACGUGGUCUACUUUGUGGCCACCAAGGAAUCGUCCAUCCAACGUCAUGUGUACCAGGUCAAGCUCACCGGCGAAGACCUGGCACCGGUCUCGGACGUCUCGAGCGAAGGAUACUACGCCAGCUCGUUCUCCAACGGCGGCGGCUAUGCUCUGCUAUCAUACCAAGGCCCGGGAAUACCCUGGCAGAAGGUCAUCAGCACGCCGAGCAACCCGCACAAGUACGAGCACACGGUGGAGGAGAACCAGGCCCUGGCCGAGAACGCCAAGAAGCACGAGCUGCCCCUUCAGACCUACGGCACCAUCAACGUCGACGGCGUCGACCUCAACUUCGUCGAGCGGCGGCCCCCGCACUUUGACGCCAACAAGCAGUACCCCGUCCUCUUCCAGCAGUACAGCGGGCCCGGCUCGCAGACCGUCAACAAACGGUUCGCCGUCGACUUCCAAUCCUUCGUCACCUCCGGGCUCGGCUACAUCUGCGUGACCGUCGACGGGCGCGGGACCGGCUACAUCGGGCGCAAGAACCGUGUCAUUGUGCGCGGCAACCUGGGCGAAUACGAGUCGCACGACCAGAUCGCGGCGGCCAAGAUCUGGGCGGCGAAGCCCUACAUCGACGAGACCCGUCUCGCCAUCUGGGGCUGGAGCUACGGCGGGUUCAACACGCUCAAGACGCUGGAGCGCGACGGCGGCGAGACGUUCCGGUACGGCAUGGCCGUGGCCCCCGUCACGGACUGGCGCUUCUACGACAGCAUCUACACGGAGCGCUACAUGCUCACCCCGCAAACCAACGGGCACGGCUACGACACCAGCGCCAUCCUCAAUACGUCGGCUCUGGCACAGAAUGUGCGCUUCUUGCUGAUGCAUGGCGUUGCGGAUGAUAAUGUGCAUUUCCAGAACUCGCUUACGCUGCUGGAUAAGCUGGACCUCGCGGGCGUGGAUAACUAUGACGUGCAUGUGUUCCCGGACAGCGAUCACAGCAUUUAUUUCCACAACGCGCAUCGGAUUGUGUAUGAGAAACUGACUAACUGGCUGAUUAACGCCUUCAACGGCGAAUGGCUCAAGGUUGCCCACCCAAAGCCGAAUGGCAAGAAGAGGGCCGUAUGA